Molecule: messenger RNA, 1095 nt
Organism: Echinococcus granulosus
Lineage: Eukaryota; Metazoa; Platyhelminthes; Cestoda; Cyclophyllidea; Taeniidae
Product: Severin
Exons: 9
Coding region: 1-1095 (364 amino acids)
Molecular function (GO): actin filament binding
Source: RefSeq, a predicted model, not a curated record
AUGUCUCUCUUCGGAAGAAAGUUGUCAAAGCAGGACUCUACCACUGCCAAGGAAAAUAGAAAAUCAAGUGCCAUGGAUGACCCCGAAUGGAAGUCCAUUCUUGAGAUCAAUUCCGAAGUACUCAAAGUUUGGCGUCUUCCGGAUAAAGGACCCGCAAUCCCACUGCCAGAGGAGCAAGUGGGUUUUUUCAUGAAUGACGAAAAGUAUGCCAUCUUGAAGACCUCCAACCACAACAGAAAGCUCGUCUAUGAUCUGCACUUCUGGAUAGGUCUCACUGCCGCUCAAAAAAUGUCUUCAGAACCACCAGAAAAGGUGGCUCAGGUGAUGGCUCUGUUGAACGACAAUCUGGUUAUUCAUCGAGAAGUCGGCGAGUUCGAGUCACCGCGGUUCAAGUCUUACUUUAAGGAAUUCGGUGUUCUCUCGGGCAACGUGGAAUCCCUCUUUGACCCUGAAAACCCUCAAAAAUAUCAAAAACGCUUGCUUCGUUUUGCGCUUACCCGCAAUAAGACGCGCAUAGAGGUGACUGAAGUGCCCAUUUCACGUCACUCUCUCAACUCCAAUGACGUCUUCAUCUUUGACGAGGGCACCAGAAUGACCCAGUGGAAUGGUGCCCGCUGCGACAACGAAGAGCGACUCGCUGCAAGAAAGUACAUCGAGAAGUCGCUGAAGCUGCGCAAGACUAAGUGCACAUCGGAAUUCGUUGAUGAGGAGGAUCUCCUGGACAAUAAUGAACUUUAUGCCAAACUGGGUAAUGCAGCAGUGCCUCCACGCCCUAUGCGAUUGCUUAAGAGCAAAUUCAAGAAGUCGAUGUACAGACUCUCAGACGACUCGAAAAAACUCACUUUGAGUCUCGUGUACACCAACAAGGUUUACCGUAGCGGCAUCAACCCUAACGAUGUGAGCUUUGUGGAUACUCUCCAUGAACUCUUCAUCUACAUCGGUCCCGGCGCCAACGAAAAUGAAAGGAACAGUGUGUGGACUCAGGCUGAUAAAUUCCUAAAGGAUUCUAACAUGCCGUACAAGUCAAUCGCCGUCUUCAGUGCCGGGUGUUACUGCGAUGGCUUUGAGGAGAUCUGGGAUGAUGCUCAACAUUAG